Messenger RNA from Eublepharis macularius, 1814 nucleotides. RefSeq names its product 3-hydroxyisobutyrate dehydrogenase (gene HIBADH). Bases 151 to 1056 code for a protein of 301 amino acids. Gene Ontology annotation, cellular component: mitochondrion. Gene Ontology annotation, molecular function: 3-hydroxyisobutyrate dehydrogenase activity; NADP binding; NAD binding. The record is from RefSeq and is a predicted model, not a curated record. Gene Ontology annotation, biological process: L-valine catabolic process. Lineage: Eukaryota; Metazoa; Chordata; Lepidosauria; Squamata; Eublepharidae. The transcript has 9 exons.
UGGCAGCAGCUCUCGUGCUCAGAGCCUCCCUCAGGCUGCUGCCCAGGCGGAGGAAGGUGUGCGCAGGCGGCGCUGCGACGGGGUAACAUGCAUGGCUCUCCUCUUCUCCAUUUUGUCCUCACAAAAGUCCUGUGAGUGUCUUCUAGGGCAAUGGCUUCCAAGACCCCCGUUGGAUUCAUUGGUUUGGGCAACAUGGGCAAUCCAAUGGCAAAAAACCUUCUCAAACAUGGCUAUCCUGUUAUUGCAUAUGAUGUCUUUCCAGAAGCUUGUAAAGAAUUUCAAGAUGUGGGUGCACAGGUGACUGAUUCCCCAGCAGAUGUGGCAGAAAGAGCUGACAGGAUUAUUACAAUGCUUCCAUCUAGUCCUAAUGCAGUGGACGUUUAUAUAGGCAGCAGUGGAAUUCUGAAGAAAGUGAAGAAAGGUUCAUUGUUAAUAGACUCCAGUACUAUUGAUCCUGCAAUUUCAAAAGAGCUAGCAAAAGAAGCUGAAAAAAUGGGAGCUGUUUUUAUGGAUGCUCCUGUUUCUGGUGGCGUUGGGGCAGCUCGUGCAGGGAACCUUACCUUCAUGGUUGGGGGAGUGGAGCAAGAGUUUGAUGCUGCCAAGGAGCUACUCACGUGUAUGGGUUCCAAUGUUGUCUACUGUGGAGAAGUUGGAACUGGACAGGCUGCAAAAAUCUGCAAUAACAUGCUCUUAGCUAUCAGUAUGAUUGGAACUGCUGAGACUAUGAAUCUUGGAAUCAGGUUAGGUCUUGACCCAAAGCUACUGGCCAAAAUUCUAAAUAUGAGUUCAGGUCGUUGUUGGUCAAGCGAUACUUACAACCCUGUGCCGGGAGUAAUGGAAGGCGUACCUUCGGCUAACAGUUACCAAGGUGGCUUUGGAACAACACUGAUGGCCAAGGAUCUUGGUUUGGCCCAGAUAUCUGCUACCAAUACAAAGACACCAGUCCCUCUCGGAUCCCUAGCCCAUCAACUCUACAGGAUGAUGUGUGCCAAGGGGUACGCCCAGAAAGACUUCUCAUCUGUGUUCCAGUUUUUACGAGAGGAAGAGAGCUUGUGAACCAUUUUCUGACAAUGGACAUUAUUAGAAACCAACUUCUCUUUGGGGCCUCAAUGCUGUGAUUACUCCAGAAAUACACAGAUGUAGUCCAAAGAUCAUGAAUCAUGAUCUCACCCAUACCUAUUGCAGACUCCUGGAUUUAACAUUUAUUGUUUGAAACAGCAGGUUGUGAGAGAGGAUUUUUUUUAAAAAAAGUUUAACAAUAAUACAUAACUGAUAUAAAAACAGAUUUUAAACAAAAUCCAGUCAAUAGGAUGCACAGAACAUUUGCACAUAAAACUAAUGGCAUAGUUCUCAACUGUACAGACAGAACUGUGAUGAAAGGGGCUGAUACUAAGCUUCCUACCUAACAAAAUAUUUCAUCUUUAAAAAAAAGAAAGAAGAUUCUUGUAAUUAAGAAUUUAUCCGAUAGAUAUUUUUUUAAGCUAGUAUUGGCCUAAUUAUAAAUCGUGGAUUUCUCAUGAGAGUAUCAGUGGAAAGUUAUGUUAAGAAAUGUACGCAAUUUAUUGAAAGGCUGCUAUGGUUUUAAAUAGUAGACAUAGUUAAAAUAAUACUUCUCUAUGUGUGUAUUUCUAUCACUAUACUAACCUAAUUUUGUACAUUUUUUGCUCUUUUCACAUUUUCAAAAUAUUCAUGUCUACUAACCUCACUUGAUACACACUUUCUUUAGGCUACUACUGCAUUAUUAUAAAUUUAAAUAAGUAACCUCUUUGCUUUGAAAUCCAAUAAAAUUCAAAAUGGCAAAUGACCACUACAAA